AUGCCUGAAUUCGCCAGUCCACCGCCAAAACCGCAACACGCCGAGCUCUCCUUCCCGACUCCGCACGUCCUCCUUGUCACGCUCAACCGGCCACGAGACCUCAACUGCAUCAAUGCGCAAGGUCAUGCUGACCUGCAUGAUGUAUGGGAGUGGAUGGAUGAGGAGCCUAUUCUGCGGGUGGGAGUGUUGACUGGAAAGGGGAGGGCAUUUUGCGCUGGGGCUGACUUGAAAGGUACUUGCUUCUUUCUGUCCUAUGAUAUACCGCAAUGUCUAUGCCCAUUCGUAUUCCUUGAACUUGUAUUUCUUCGAGAUAAGGCGGACAAGAUAACAGAAGAUCAAAAAUCAAGGAAGAACGAAAAGCUGACACGUACAGAAUGGAAUACCCGAACCAGCAACACAAGCCAAAAAAGCGCCCCUACACCAACCUCAGGCUUUGGCGGCGUAGCCCGCCGCAAAGGCAAAAAGCCACUAAUUUGCGCAGUCAACGGCCUCUGCUUCGGUGGCGGCGCAGAAAUGAUCAUCAACGCAGACAUGGUGAUCGCCGCCUCACGCGCUGUCUUCGGUCUGCCCGAGGUUAAGCGCGGCGUUGUCGCGAUGGCUGGGGCACUGCCACGUCUUGUACGGACAGUUGGCAAGCAACGUGCCAUGGAGAUGGUUCUGACGGGACGGACUUUGUCGGCUGUUGAGGCGGAGCGCUGGGGACUGGUUAACUCCGUUGUUGAGGUUCCUGAUUCUGGCAAGGGGAAGGAUGAGAAGGAGAAUGAGGAGGUUUCGAGGCUUGUUGUUGGGAAGGCUCUGGCUUUUGCUGCUGAGAUUGCGGGGAAUAGCCCUGAUGCUGUGCUGGUUAGUCGGGAGGGGGUGAAGUUGGGAUGGGAGGGGAUUGGGGCGGAUGAGGCUACGGGGAUGUUGAGUGAGACUUGGGUGAAGAGAUUGUAUGAAGGGGAGAACAUUAAAGAGGGACUGCAGGCCUUUGUGGAGAAGAGGACUCCUGUUUGGAAGGACAGUAAAUUGUAG
Molecule: messenger RNA, 1014 nt
Organism: Penicillium argentinense
Lineage: Eukaryota; Fungi; Ascomycota; Eurotiomycetes; Eurotiales; Aspergillaceae
Product: enoyl-CoA hydratase/isomerase family protein
Exons: 1
Coding region: 1-1014 (337 amino acids)
Biological process (GO): fatty acid beta-oxidation
Cellular component (GO): mitochondrion
Molecular function (GO): enoyl-CoA hydratase activity
Source: RefSeq, a predicted model, not a curated record